AUGGGUACGACAGCCAGCGCGGCGCAGCAGGCAGUCUCGGCAUCCCCCCCGGAGAGCGGGGCACCGGGCGACGGCAGCAUGGAGGACCAGCGCUCCCUCAGCAUCCACUCCUUCCAAACCCUGGGGCUCCACAACAGCAAGGCCAAGUCCAUCAUCACCAACAAAGUGGCGCCCGUGGUCAUCACGUACAACUGCAGGGAGGAGUUUCAGAUCCACGAUGACCUGCUGAAGGCCAACUACACGGUGGGACGCAUUUCCGAGGCCACGUUGGAACACUACCUUGUGCAGGGGAAAUAUUUCAUGGUCAGGGAUGUAUACGGCAAAUUAGACGUCUUGAACACUACCGGCAGCUGUGGCGCUCCCAAUUUCCGACAAGCUAAAGGAGGUUACGCCGUGUUCGGCAUGGGGCAACCCAGCCUCAACGGCUUCAAGCUCGUGCUGCAGAAGCUGCAGAGAGAGGGCCACAAGGAGUGCGUCUUCUUCUGCAUCCGCGAGGAGCCCGUGGUCUUCCUGCGGAUGGAGGGGGACUUUGUGUCCUACACCCCACGGGGCAAGGAGAACCUUCAUGAGAACCUCCAGUGCCUCCAGCGGGGGCUGCGGGCAGAGAGCCUGGAGCUGGCCAUCCGCAAGGAGAUCCAUGACUUCGCGCAGCUGAGUGAGAACGUCUACUAUGUCUACAACGACAUCGAGCGCUUGAGGGAUGAGCCCCACACUGUGCGGGUGCAGUGUGAGGAGGACAUCCAGGUGACAGAGGAGGUCUACCGCAGACCCGUCUUCCUCCUGCCCUCCUACAGGUACCACCGGCUGCCCCUGCCCGCCGAGGGAGCCCCUUUGGAGGAGCAGUUCGACGCUUUCAUCCACUUCCUCAGGGAGACCCCCAGCCUUCUGCUGCGGGACCCCGGCAGACCCCCACCGGCACUGCUCUUCGGCUGGCAGACCGGCGUGGGCAGGACCAACCUGGCCAUGGCCAUGGGCACACUCAUCCUCCACCACCACCGAGGAGCCACCCAGAAGCCCGACCUCCCCCACCCGCCUAAAACACCUCCCAGGGACAGGCUACGGGUCAUCCAGACCUUCAUCGAGAUGGUUCCCAAAGGCCAGCAGAUAGUCGAGGAGGUGGAUGGUGCCAUCGCCUCCUGCUCGGAGAUGCACGACAUGAAGGAAGCCAUCUACGAGUACAAGAAGAAGCUGGAAGGCAUCGGGGAGGACUAUCAGAUCCAGGGCAGCAGCACCAAAGAGUAUUUCCUGCAGAGGACUUUGCAGAGCCUCGAGCGCUACUUCUACUUGAUUGCUUUCAACUACUACCUUCACGAGCAGCUCUACCGGCUGCAGGCGGAGAUGAACUCGUCGGAGCUCACCGUCAGCGGGGACCUCAUCACCAAGGGGACGCGAGUGCUGGUGGCGGAUGAGCGCUUCUGCCCGGACGUGCUGAGCACCGCCAAGGAGAUGAGCGUGGCCAACUUCCGACGGGUGCCCAAGAUGCCCGUCUACGGGACGGCGCAGCCCAGCUCCAAGACCCUGGGGAGCGUCCUGCGGUACCUGACAGACGCCAAGAGGAAGCACGCCCGCAUCGUCUGGAUCAGCCUCCGGGAAGAAGUGGUCCUGGAGGGGAACGAGCAGAUUUAUACGUUGCGGGAGCCGGGGCAUUUGGAGGAGCUGAUCCCUGUGCCCACUGCCUCCCCCCAGCAGCUGGAGAAACUAGAGACAACCCUGAAGGGUGACCUGCUGAAGUGCCAGAAGUGGCUGGAGGUGUACCUGGAGGCGGAGAAGCAGAUGAAGAUGUUCAAGAGCUGCCUGACCACACAGGAGAUAUUCAGCCAGCAGAAGAACGCCUGCCAAGGGCUGAGCUACUGCCGCAUCCCCAUCCCAGACUUCUGCGCUCCCAAGGAGAAGGACUUUGACCGGCUGCUGGAGGCGAUGAAGAGCGCCCUGGCUGAGGACUCGCGGGCAGCCUUCGUGUUCAACUGCUCCAGCGGCCGGGGCAGGACCACCACAGCCAUGGUCAUCGCCGUCCUCACCCUCUGGCACUUCAACGGCAUGCCUGAGAUGAGCGAGGAGGAAAUUGUGAGCGUGCCUGACGCCAAGUACACCAAAGGGGAGUUUGAGGUGGUGAUGAAAGUGGUCCAGCUCCUGCCUGAUGGUCACCGGAUGAAGAAGGAGGUGGACAUGGCCCUGGACACUGUCAGUGAGACCAUGACACCCAUGCACUACCACCUCCGAGAAAUCAUCAUCUGUACCUACCGGCAGGGGAGGUCGGGCAAGGAUGAGAAGGAGAUGCGGACGCUGCAGCUGAGGAGCCUGCAGUACCUGGAGCGCUACAUCUACCUGAUCCUCUUCAACGCCUACCUGCAUCUGGAGAAGAAGGACUCCUGGCAGCGGCCCUUCAGCCUCUGGAUGCGUGAGGUGGCAGCGGUGGCCGGGGUCUACGAGAUCCUAAAUCAGCUGGGCUUCCCGGAGCUGGAGAGCCUGGAGGGGAAGCCCCUGUGCACGCUGCGGGGCCGCUGGCAGGCACAAGGGGCCACCUCCCGCCCUUUCCGUGGGGAUUUCGGUGAGGUGAAAACCGGCCGCGGAGCAUCUCUGGACCGUGCCUCGCUGCCACCCGCGCCGGCGCUGCUGCCACGUGCGGUCCAGGUCCGUGCGGGGGAGACGCAUCCCUCCACAGAUAUCCCCCCGUGA
Molecule: messenger RNA, 2676 nt
Organism: Charadrius vociferus (killdeer)
Lineage: Eukaryota; Metazoa; Chordata; Aves; Charadriiformes; Charadriidae
Gene: PALD1
Product: phosphatase domain containing, paladin 1
Exons: 20
Coding region: 1-2676 (891 amino acids)
Source: RefSeq, a predicted model, not a curated record